AUGCAGAGGAACUCAUUAGAUAUACUACUUCUGGGUGAAGGCAACUUCACAUUUACAUAUAGUCUUGUAAAGAAGCUAACAAAAUCUAGGAUUUUUAACCGAUGCAAACCAUUAGACUCGUCCACGAUAGCUCCCAUUACUGACGGACAUGCCGAUAAGAGAACCGAAAUCGUUCCGGUCUCGAGGCUGAGGCCCACUUGCUAUGUUUUAGCUACCUCCUUUGACCCAAUUGGAGAGGUCAUGGAGAAAUAUCCCGAAUCCUUGCCCAUUCUAAAAUACUUUAGUGAGAAGAAGCGUGUUCAUGUUGAAACCAUUAGUGACGUUAAUGCCACACAGAUUUGGGAAUCCCUGGAGAGCCGUCCCAGCCACGACAACGCUAAUCCGCAAUUGAUCAUAUUCAACAAUCCACACAUCGGGGUUGAGGACUUGUACCGUCACCGGUCGUUGCUCUCGCACACAUUUGCCUCUAUACGCGCUCUUCCUUCAUUGUCGGCGUCCCGCCCCUUUCCCGUUCGCGAGGCGGUGAUUGCUCUGUGUGAUGAGCAGCCUCUGAAGUGGGGGCUGCUGGCGGCAGCCGCCCGGAGCGGGUUUGUCUGCGCCGCAGCCGUCCCUAUGCUUGGGGGGGAGUUCCCAGACUACGCGCACGCGCGCGGCCAAAGGGACGCGAGGUUUCCAUACAAGUCGAUGGUGCAGUACUACUUUAUCCAUCACGCCGAUUUCAAGGAUGGCCCGGAAUUGUAUACGAUCAUUCGCCACUGGGGGAUCCCAAAUCCUGGUAAAGAGGAUAAUAGGGUGUCCGCGCCACAGUUCAAAACUUGGUGCCGAAUUUAUGAACAUUUUUACGGCAAGCGAAUUACUACAACUCAGGGCUUUGAUUUCUUGCGUGCCAGCGAUGUCGGCGAGAUGGACGACUUUGAUCUGCAUUCUCUCUCAUUGCAAGACACCCCAAAGGAGGAGGAGGCGUGGAAAUGUGUGCCACUUGUCCAUCCAUCCAUCGUUUUUUAUACUUCAGCUUGGUCUCUACACUCUUCGGAGGGGCCCAGUCACGGCGCCUCCCGAUUGUUACCUCCCGACGAGGCCUGCUUUUCGCCCUACUUGGAUGUUGGACGAAUUGUUGAUAUGUAUAGGCUUCAGGCGAAAGUGGAAAGGCUCGCGAAGGAGUUUGCAGAUCGCACCCAAUCCUCAGGACAGGUAAACUUAACGCCUAUACCCCAUCAUUUGGAUUCCAGGCUCUUGGGCCGCUCGCUGAACACAAAAGAGGCAGCAAAGUUGGAACGCUACCUACGCGGCUAUGGUUCUGCGAAGGAGGGGCAAGUUGGCACGUCCUUGUCUUCCUCCCCAACGGAGGUGUAUACGUGCUCCUUUUGUCCUUCACCACGAUACUUUUCCUCUGUGGAAGCUCGAGAUCACCAUAUAAGGGGUAAACAUACAGGCGUAAACCCAUCGUCCUCAGGGACAGAGACCAAGAUAGGUAAACAGAUUAUCGGAUCUGAUUCUGAUGAAUUCAUAGGCAACCGACAAUGCGAGUUAAACAAAGCGCGUCAGAAACACCCUGAAAGUGAGUACUGCUCUCUAUGCGACCUGCUUUUUGUUGACCCCAAGGCAUUUCAAGAGCACUUGCAGUUCCUAACACCCCGGGUAAAAGGCUUAUAUGUCUGUACGUUGUGUGAACCGUCAGAAUCGUUUGUCGACGAGCGUGCCCUUCUUCAGCAUAAGACGUUUAAACACUUUAACGAACAGUAA
Molecule: messenger RNA, 1743 nt
Organism: Phytomonas sp. Hart1
Lineage: Eukaryota; Euglenozoa; Kinetoplastea; Trypanosomatida; Trypanosomatidae
Source: the annotation of a GenBank genome assembly